Molecule: messenger RNA, 3342 nt
Organism: Drosophila obscura
Lineage: Eukaryota; Metazoa; Arthropoda; Insecta; Diptera; Drosophilidae
Gene: Gcna
Exons: 6
Coding region: 103-3282 (1059 amino acids)
Cellular component (GO): nucleus
Source: RefSeq, a predicted model, not a curated record
GAGACGCGGACUGGAUUUGUAUUUGUAUUUUGCUGUAAUUGGCGAUUGCAUUUUGUGCAUAUUCUGCCGAAAUUUACAGUUAAAUCGAACGACGCCAAGAAAAUGGCGGAUCAUAAGUACAAGCUGUUCAGUACGGUCGACCCCAGCAAAGUAAAUGUGCCCUUCAACAAAAAAUUCGCUAAACUGACGCUAUCCUCCCACAAGAAAAAGCAACCGCCAGGGCAGGACGCCAAGGAAUCAGACCCCAAGCCUGAAGAAAUUGUAGUAAGUGAGAAUCCCCUGCUGCUCAGCAGCUCCAGCAGCGAUCCCAUUGCCAUGGGACAGAGACAAACUCCCAAAGAUGACGCCGAGGAGGCGCACUUCGACAUUGAAGGCUCCGAAUAUAUGGAUGCUCUGCAGUUGAGUGGCGAUGGCUGCACUCAGCCCCGCCGCAGUCAGACACCGGUGGAUGUGGAGGCUCUAGCCACACAGGUCACCAACUUGACAAUGGAGCCCAAGCUGCCCUAUCCGGAGAUAUCCAUUUGCAUCUCAUCUACGACAGAGGAGGGCGCAGACGGUGACGAUGACGAUGACGACAGUGAUGCCUCUUGCAUUACAAUAUCAGACUCCAGCGAUGACGAGGCCCCACCACCCGAGAGCAUGGCCGUGAGUGAUCGUAUGCCGGCCACUGACCCAGGAAAGGAGCCCAUCCCAGUACCCAUUUUGACCAACGACCAGGUGCAGCGCAUUGAGGCCUUUCUGCGCGACGUCUCAAUCGAACGUCGCGGGAUGGGGGAUAACGGGUUUCCGAUGACACCAUCGCCCCUGUCCUCCGCCAAGCGGCUAUCCCGGCUGGCCGAUGCUGACACAGAGUCCAUGGCCACAACCGACGAGGACUGGAUGCCAUCCAGACCGAUAGACAGCAGCAAGCGGCUGGCGCAAAACGAAACAGAAGUGGCCACCUUUUCCUCUGGGGACUUGGCCGGCCUGGACAGCAGCAAGAGGCUGGCGGAUAACGACACAGAGGUGAACACUCUCAGCUCAGAGGAUGCGGCAUGCUUGGACAGCAGCAGGCGGCUGGCGGAUGACGACACCGAAGUGAACACUCUUUGCUCCCGAGAUGUGUCGGACGCAUCCGGCCGCCAGGACUCGACGCUCAACGAAGACGAACCGAUUCCCGAUGAAUCGAUCGAGAUCCCAGAGACAUGCAGCGAGGGCGAAACAACGCCGCCCAGACCAAGCUCCUCCUCGUCCUCCACAUCGUCUGGCGAAGAGGCACCGGCCAUUCAAGUGAGCAGCAUCAAUAUCUCGGCCAAGAUAAACAUAAAAAUACAUAUACCAGCCGUGGAAUCGAGCUCAGGGGACGACGAGGAAGAUGAUGACGAUGACGAAUACGAACAUUGUACAUCUCCAAGGCCCACCAAAUCCUUGCCAGGCGCCGCAGAAGUUCAUCAGGAGCAGCAACAACAGCGGGAGGAUCAGCAUCAAAAAUCUUUGCUAUCAACUAACGAUGCUUCCGAGGACGAGCAGUUCCUUACACAGGCCGAGAAGCUCUUGAAUCAGCUAUACGGAAAAUCCUGGCAGACUCCCGAUGUGAUACGCACCCUGAAGCGUUCCAGUGGCAGCGGCGGCAAGACGGCCCCCCUGAAGCCGAGGAACAUUCAUUUUCCCACAGCCGCCAAAACCAUUGAGAAAAAGAAGGAGCGCCCUGCACCACGUGUGCAGCAGCCAAAUGAGAGUGUCCUUGCUGAUUUUAGCCAAUUUAAGCGGACGCUGCACUCCAAUGCGACCCCAUUGAACUCCACUCGCUUGCCGCAGCGUGCCGUUCAAACUGAAAGACGUCCCCGUGCCGCCCGGCCACAACGUCCGAAGACGCCACAGCGUCCGAAGACACCACAGCGCCCACAGCCACGCACCAAUCAUGUGGAUGAGGAUCGCUGGCGUGCCUUAAUUGACUCUGACAGCGGGACAGAUGCCUCCGACGACGAGGAUGCGGAUGCAACCUUCAGCGGCAGCGAAAGUAGCAGCGAUGCCGAAAACAAUGGAAUGGGCGAUAUUACCUAUUUGGAUUUAACGAAGGCCGAGGUGGAGGUAAUCAGCAACCCCGACGAAGAUGACGAUACUCAAUCUCCCAAAAAUCAUCGACGCCUUGACGAUAUUCUCCGUUCUUGCCGCGCUGGUACGAAAGCCAGGCUCCCUGCAACGCCAAUAGAACAAGCCACAACACGACGACGGCUGUUCAAGCCAAACAUUGGCUACGAGGACGAAAAGGAGGCGGAAGCGAUUGUGAGUAGAGCACGUGAACUGGAUAUGCUGGAGGAACUGGAGAACGACUAUCUACCGGGCACGCCCGUCUACAAGCGCCUGCAAGAGGUGAAGAAGGACAUGGGAAUUGGGAAGAACACCCAAGUAACGCCCAAGGCCAGCCCCAUUCUGAAGCUGUUGGCACCACAAACCGCACCCCCGAAAGCGAUCGCCAGAAAAAUGAAAGAGCAACCAAAGAGGAUCGAGGGCAAAUGCAGUUUCCUAAAAUCGUUGGAGGGAGAGGUCAGCCGCGAGUGCAGCGACAAGGAGGCCCUCUUCUAUCGGGAGAACUUUGCCAAGAACAAGGAACAGCUGGCCGAGCGACUCUAUAAGAUGUUCAAUGCGGACGUCUUCAACAAUGAGCUGGACGUGCCAAUCACAUGGUCGAAGCGGCUGCGCAACACGGCUGGACGAUGCCUGAAUAAGAGAAAUGUAAAACUCGCCAAACGCAUCAGCACGAUCGAGCUUAGCGUAAAGGUGCUGACCACAGCUGACAGACUCCGAUGUACGCUCAUCCACGAGCUUUGCCAUGCCGCCACCUGGGUGUUCAACAAUGAGGGUGGACACGGCCGUGUGUGGAAGAACUGGGCCCUUCGCGCCAACAAAAAGUAUCCAGAGCUGCCCGCCAUCACUGUCUGCCACAGCUACAGCAUUGAUUAUAAGUACACGUACAAAUGUGAGAGCUGCAAUCUUGACUCGCACUCUCACUCCAGAUCUCGCAAAGUGGAGAAUCUCCGCUGUCGUAUAUGUCGCGGCCCCGUCGUUCUGCUGCUGAACAAAAAGGACAAGUUUGGCAAUACCGUGUCGAAGCCGGCGGGCGAGGCCAAGGGCUUUGCUAAGUUUGUUAAAGAUAAUUUUAAGAAGUACAAGCAGGCCAAUGUACCACAUAAGGCGGUCAUGAGUCUUUUGAGUGCGGCAUAUGCCAAGCAGAAGGGCGAAGAGCAUAAAAAGGAUAAAGAGAAUGUGGCGUCAAUCGCCACACUGACAUUAGAUGAUUAGUUCCUUAACCUAAUCUAGCAGGAGACUAGACAUACAUACAUAUAUGUUUUGAAUGUAUAU